AUGGCACAAAGAGCAGUCUAUAUUGUGUAUGCAAUAUCUAUGAUUUUUAACGCGGGCAAAGUUGUGGGUCAAACAACACCAGAGAUCGACAGUCAUAUCAUCACGCUGAUGACAACUGAUGGUGUCAGUAUUACUACUAAAAUGACAAGUCCGGAUAAUCUGCUACAGGAAGAUUUAUCAACUGGUUUUAGAACAUCGCUGUCUCCGGCAUCCACCAUGUCACCACAUGAACAGGAUGUUGAUAACAAACAGUUGAACAUUGUUGGGUUUUUUCCUCUUAGUGGAAACGUUUGGCGCGCCACAGGAGUUUUACCAGCGUGUGAAUUGGCCAUUGAACAUGUGAACGCAAAUGAUGACACACUGUCUGGUUACACACUACGUAUGGAUUAUGGUGACACACAGUGUAACCCUGGAUAUGGAACAAAAGUUCUGUUUGAGUUCAUUAACUCCAAUAUUACUUAUGUGAUGUUGCUUGGUGCGGGGUGUUCAGGAGUCGCACAACCAGUAUCCAUGGGAGCCAACCUAUGGAAUCUUGUCCAGAUGUCUUAUUCAGCAUCGAAUCCAGCUUUAUCGAACACAAUUCGCUAUCCAUCGUUCUACCGAACGUACGCACCAGACUCUUUAUAUAACAACGCUCGUCUGGCCAUGAUAAAAUAUUACGGGUGGAGAAAAGUUGCCACACUCCACGAAAACCAAGAACUCUUUUCUUCGACAAUAAACCACCUCAGCUCACUUCUGAGAGACAACGACAUUGACAUUCUAACGUCAGAAAGUUUUACAGUCGAUGCAUCUGAGCAAGUCAGAAACCUCAAGGAGAAAAAUGCACGAAUAAUUUUUGGUAAUUUUUAUGAAGAUAUGGCCCGCCAAGUUUUCUGUGAAGUGUACAAACAAAAUAUGUAUGGCAAACACUACGCAUGGAUUAUACUUGGCUGGUAUAGUCAUGAUUGGUGGAAGGUGGCUGAUCCAAAUAUUGACUGCACUCCCGAACAGUUGUAUACGGCUCUGGAUGGUUACAUAGCGACUGAAAACAUAGACUUGAGUAUUUAUAGGGACAGGAAAACAGUGUCUGGAUACACCCCGAAUGAGUUUCAGUUGUUAUACGAAGAUGUGUUGAAAGAAAGGAAUAUAUACGAUAGUGUCAAUGCUGGCGCUUCAUAUUGCUACGAUGCUGUGUGGAGUAUAGCAUUGACUCUCAACCAAUCAAUAGAUAUACUACAAAAUGAUGCGAACACCACAAAUCGCCGGUUAGAAGACUUUCACUAUGAAGAUAACAGCAUGAGAAAGGUCUUCAUGGAUGUGUUAGAAAAUCUCAAUUUUGAAGGAGUAUCUGGACCAGUGAGUUUUAACCCAAGUGGAGAUAGAGAAGGCCUGGUAAAUAUUGAACAGUUACAAGAUGGUAAAGAAGUAGUUGUUGGCGUAUACUUUCCACAAGUAGAAAGUCUAGACGAACAGCUACGAUGGGAUAUGGGUGACAAAGCAGUGCAGUGGAAAGGUGGUGAACCUCCAAAAGAUGAAACUGACGUCAUCAUGGAAUAUCAACGUAUACCUAAACUAUACGUCACGAUUUUCUCCUUAUUGACUGGUGUUGGCGUGCUGCUGUCGGGUGGUUUGCUCGUUUUUACCAUUGUUUACUGGAGAAGAACAUGUAUCUAUAAAGCGGCACCAGUGUUCCUCGUGGCGAUGAUUAGUGGCAUUAUACUUUUAUACGUGUCUAUAAUACUGCUUGGAUUGGAUGCUAAUAUAGUUGGACAAAAUCAUCUUUCUCUUGUUUGCACAAUUCGAGCAUGGACGUUAUCUGUUGGUUUCACGUUGUCCUAUGGAAGUAUAUUUUCAAAGGUUUACAGAUGUCACAAGUUAUUUACUACCAAGGUGAACCUAUGGAAACCAGGCCCACAUACUGUGCCCAUACUUAGAUAUCUGAUGGUAUUUCUAAUUCUCGAUCUGGUUACUUUAAUUGUAUGGAGUUGGAAGUUCCCAAUGGAGCUGACCAUUGACAGUCUCACCCCCCUAAUUGAUGAAGAUAAGAAUGUGGAGGUAAUCCCAUUAAUCGAGUAUUGUACUAAAGGUAACUCCAUGUAUUUCAUCGCUGCGUUAAUGAUUUUCCACGGACUGCAAUUACUGCUAGGCGCAUUUCUGUCAUAUGAAACACGUGAUAUAAAGAUACGGACUCUCAAUGAUAUAUUUUUCAAUGGCGUUGCUACCUACGUAAUUGUUACACUCAGUAUCAUAUGCGCCCCAUUGUCUUUCAUUAUUUACAAGCCGGACGUGGCUUAUCUAAUCGUGGCAUCACUUGUGUGGACCGCUUGUACUCUAACGCUUCUCUUCAUCUACAUACCAAAGAUCAUUUAUGUCUGGGGUACUUGCAAGGUACGUCGGAAUUCUAUAAGCAAAACAGAUGAACAGCUAUAUGAGGAAGAAGUCGACGAAGAAACAAAAUUACGUCAUAAACUAGAGGAGGUUGACCAGGAAAUUGAUCUAGUCAAGAAGGAAAUUGAACGUCGCAAGAAAUUUGGUCGCUACGCAACAAUGAGUGGAUGUGGCAUAUGGUGCUUUGGUCGCCAUUUUGGAUGUACUUGUUGCGAUAAAGGUAACUCGUACGAAGUGGACUGUGAACAGACAGAUAAGGAAUUGAGGGGAUAUUUCAACCCAGCACUAGAUGUGUCUACAACCAACAUUCCCGACGAUGUACAGACAGAUUCGGUGCCUUCAACAUCACAAAUAACCCUACCACUGACAGACAAAUUGAUACAUGGAGAAGAGUCCACUAAUGAUGUCACCAAGACAAAAGACGAUACAUCAGAACAUGCAAGAACUGUUGAUAACUCAACAGAGAAGGCAGAUAUUUAA
Saccoglossus kowalevskii is the source of this 2847-nucleotide messenger RNA. Its product is annotated as gamma-aminobutyric acid type B receptor subunit 1-like. The record is from RefSeq and is a predicted model, not a curated record. Gene Ontology annotation, molecular function: G protein-coupled GABA receptor activity. Gene Ontology annotation, cellular component: G protein-coupled receptor heterodimeric complex; membrane. Gene Ontology annotation, biological process: G protein-coupled receptor signaling pathway; gamma-aminobutyric acid signaling pathway. Lineage: Eukaryota; Metazoa; Hemichordata; Enteropneusta; Harrimaniidae.